UUGAGCCCGUGUGGUGCGCGUCAGCGACAAACAAACCGAGCAGCGCGCAGCGGCGAAGGGCGGCGCGCGGCUGCAUCCACACGGCAGCUCCGGAUAAAUAGAGGGAUUCAUGGGUGUAUGCAUGCAUGCAUUAAUGAGUGUGUGCAGAUAUCUGUUGGAGGGUUUUCGAGGAUUUAAAAGCGGACCGAUGGAGCUGCUGGCACGCUGAGGCUCUGCCCCCGGACUCACUCCCCGCGCUGCUGCUGCUGCAUGUGUCUCCAAUGAUGGCAUCGUUUUCCUGCUAAUUGAUCCAAGGAUUCAUUGAUAAACUCCUCUUUUCGGUCUCCAUGGUGCUUGAAGGAAACACUCCCCUGGUCUGUGCCUCUUGUGUUAGCAGGGAGAUGGACGGCAUCGGGAACACCAUGCAGAAGAAGGCUGCGGAGCUGGAGCGGCUGGCCGAGGUGCUCGUCACCGGGGAGCAGCUCAGGCUGCGGCUCCACGAGGCGAAGGUGAUCAAAGACCGGAGGCACCACCUUCGAACUUACCCAAACUGCUUCGUAGCCAAGGAGCUCAUCGAUUGGCUGAUCGAACACAAGGAGGCCUCGGAUCGAGACACGGCGAUCAAGAUCAUGCAGAAGCUCCUGGACCAGAGCAUCAUCCACCACGUGUGCGACGAGCACCGGGAGUUCAAAGACAUGAAGCUGUUUUACCGCUUCAGAAAGGACGACGGCACGUUUCCGCUGGACAGCGAAGCCAAGGUCUUCAUGAGGGGGCAGAGGAUCUAUGAAAAACUAAUGAACACAGAGAACAACCUACUACAGACCAGAGAGGAGGAGAAUGUUUCAUUUGAGCGGACGCUGGUGGCCUCAGAGUUCAUCGACUGGCUGCUGCAGGAGGGCGAGAUGGCGACCCGGGAGGAGACGGAGCAGCUGGGACGGAGGCUCCUGGAGCACGGCAUCAUCCAGCAUGUCACCAACAAGCAUCACUUUGUCGACGGGCCGCUCCUCUUCCAGUUCAGGAUGAACUUCCGGCGACGGCGGCGGCUGAUCGAACUCCUUCACGAGCGUGGACGCAGCAUCCCCGAGAGCCACGACAGUCCCUUCUGUCUCCGCAAACAGAACUCGGACGGAGGAAACACCAGCUUCCUCUCAGUGAGCCCCACGAAGGAGAUCAAGGUGGCGGUGGGAGUUCGUCGCAGCAGCAUGAGCAGCAGCUGUGGCAGCAGCGGUUAUUACAGCAGCAGCCCGACGCUCAGCAGCAGCCCGCCGGUCCUCUGCAACCCCAAAUCUGUUCUGAAACGACAAGUGAGUCCGGAGGAGCUGCAGACGCCAGGAGGACCUUUUAUAAAGAAGACAUUCACCAUCGUAGGUGAUGCUGUGGGCUGGGGCUUCGUGGUGCGAGGCAGCAAACCCUGUCACAUCCAGGCCGUGGACCCUGGUGGACCUGCAGCUGCUGCUGGCAUGAAGGUGUGCCAGUUCGUGGUGUCGGUGAACGGACUGAACGUCCUCUGUCAGGACUACCGGACCGUCAGCAGCCUGAUCCUGAACGGCCCGAGGACAAUCGUCAUGGAAGUGAUGGAGGAGGUAUAAGUUUGAUAAGAGCUGCUGGAGGAGACAGAAGCUCCUAAAACAGUAGUGCAGUAAUAAGGACUUCAAAGGUUUGGUGUUCCACCUCAAAACCACAUCAGCAGAGAAACACGGACGAUUUGAACUCUCUGGUCCGGCAUUGUUUGGAGGAGGCGGAUGACUAAGACACUGAGCGUUAGAGAAGGAGUCGAUUCAAACCUUCUGAGAAAACAUGCAGGUUGUUCUAGAUUUUUUUUUUUCUUUGAAUUUUAAGGCACAAAAGAGGGAAAGUGCACGAGCCGGCACUUCCACAGAUGGUGAUCCGACUGUUUCAGACUAAACUGAUGAGAACGACAUCACGAGGGGAGAAGAAAACCUGCACUCGUGUUUGAACUGAAUCAUGAACGGACGUCAGAGGAUGUGGAGUUUUAUCACUAGAACAAGAGAAACUGUACAAUUAUAAGGACGAGUGUUUCAUGGACACAUCCGGCGACGUCUCCUCCAGUCGGUGCGACACUGCCCUCUGCCGGGAAGAACAGGACGACACAGGGAGGCUUUCUUUACUUCAUAGGUUCUUUGGUUUCCAGGUGUUUCAGUGUUUGUUUACCCUGGUCGAGGAGAGAUUCUAGCCCUUAUCUGUGAAAACUCUAAAUAAGAACUAAAUUGAAGCUGAGGUAGAUUUAAGCGUAGCUGCUAGGAGUAUGUUAGCAAUGAAAAUGCAGUGAUAAAGUGAAUUAUUAGGCACAAUGUAUAUAAGAAGAACUUCUAGAGCCCUGCUGUGGAAAAACUCUGUUUAAUGGGUGACGUCUCAUUCGAAGAUCUUGUGAGCAAAUUAAAUCUAUAAAGUCUUUUUUUUUUUUAAGAGAAAACCUGAUAUACAAACUUUCUCAGUGACACAGGAUGUCGGUGUUUGUAAGAGUUUGUUUUAAAAAAAGGUCUUUUAUGCUCUCACUAGGAUUUUUUUCUCAGAAAGGCGACGUUUCUUACUUGCAAAAACACAAAAAUACAACAUAAGAUGUGUAAUGCUAUAAAAGUCCUACGCUAUAAUUGGAGAUGUGUUUUACCAAACAGCCUUAUUGAAGAAAACAUUUUAUUUAGGUAGCUAAAAGCAGAUUUUAUUGACCUUUUGCUUUUGAUUUCUUUUGUAUUCUUCAGUGUGAGAAGAUUAUUAAAGAGCAGAAUGACUAUAUGAGCACUUGAGCAGUUAAAUAAUUGUUCGUAAUUGACAAAAGCACUUGAGUUUUCUGGGAAUUAAAACAGAUCUGAACAUGUAGGUGUACAUACAUAUACUGUAUAUAUAUAAAACUUGUGAAUUACAAUCCGACUUCCCUAAUUAGAGACGAAUGAAGAAGAAGAAGCUCCUGCUUGCCCCCCAGCCUCCCUAUUUUUAAUGAUCUGUGUGAGAUAAUGUGUUAGAGAAUCGCAUGUGGAGUUAUUACACAUUCAGUAUAAUCACAGAAAGGGGAAAAUUGUGCAGUAAAGUCUGAACUCUGUGGGAGCGACGACUUUCCAGACAGAUAAAAUCAGCUCGAGGCGAUUGAAAAUGUCCAAAUGUCUUUUCUUUUUGUCUUUUUCUUUUGUUCUUUUUUAAAAUUUUUUUUUAUUCUUUAUUGGCAGCAUAUAACAGCUGCAGUGUCCAAAUAUUAAAUCAUUUAAUUCAAGAGAUCAGUUCUUUCAAAAUCACAAGAAAAACACAUUUGCUCCCAGACCUCUGGUGGUGUCCAGAGAUGGUUUUUAGUUUUAUUUGACCAAGUCUUUAUGGUCUCAGGGUCCAUCUUAUUGUAACGUAGGUGGAAAAAAAAGAAAAUCGUUUAAAAUGAAGCUAAUUUAUAAGGAGAAACACCACCUACUUCAUCCUUUUUUCACAUUUUUAGCCUUUCUAGCGCUGUGAGAACCUCAAACUAAAUUUUCUGGAUACAACUAGAGGUAAAUGAGAGAUAAUUUUAAUUUAAAAUUGCUUUGCUAUUUCAUUAAAAAUGACCCUUUAAAGAAAACCGCUGCUUAGAUUAACUCAAAGUUAACCAGAUAAGAGCAGUUUUAAGUGUAGACAGAUAACUGUAUGUUUAUAGACUGUCAUCAUGUGCUUAGACAUACUAGCAUGAACAGAUCAUAUUUGAAACUAUAUUUUAUUGGAAAAGAAGAGCAUGGAUAAGUGAUUCUCAUGUUACUCAUACAGUAUGUGUUUGUAAUCCUGAGUAACACUUGUUUGCUUGUUUGUUUUAGCUAAAACUUCACUGCCUGAUUUACUGGAUAUACAGCAAGUUUAGUCCUAAAGUGAAAUUAUUUCUGUAAAUUAAACACAGACGGAGUAAACUGAGCUUUUCUACUCCAAAUGAAAAUACAA
Molecule: messenger RNA, 3888 nt
Organism: Stegastes partitus (bicolor damselfish)
Lineage: Eukaryota; Metazoa; Chordata; Actinopteri; Pomacentridae
Gene: deptor
Product: DEP domain containing MTOR-interacting protein
Exons: 10
Coding region: 327-1568 (413 amino acids)
Biological process (GO): positive regulation of GTPase activity; G protein-coupled receptor signaling pathway; negative regulation of TOR signaling
Cellular component (GO): plasma membrane
Molecular function (GO): GTPase activator activity; protein binding; guanyl-nucleotide exchange factor activity
Source: RefSeq, a predicted model, not a curated record